AGGCCUAAUAGUCGUGAUGCGCAGACGCGGAGGUCGAGAAAGCCGAUUUGUCUGCUAGCUCCGCUACUGGUUGACAGCUAGCGUAGAAGCGGAGAGGUGCUUUGCCGGCGUUGCUGUUUCAAAUGGGAAAUAAAUAAUUCUGUGUUUCCGUGGCGAUAAUAAUGCGAGUGAAAAUUGGCAAUUUGGUGGGAGGGUCGUGUGCGAAACGGAUUUAUACGGUGGCUGUUAAAAACGAAGAGGACUUCUGAUGCGAAUCAAGAGAUACGAGGAACCUCGUCAAGAGUACGUCGCCGUCGCCGUCGCCGUCGCCGUUUUGGAGUAGACAUAAUGACAUUCGAACAAGUAUCGAAUCAAGACAUUCCGAUCCGGUUAACCAUAUCGAAAACCAGACUGGUCAAACAGCUGCCCCGCUGAUCGCCGGAUAAUAAUUAAUAACGAAGUUGUUCACCUCGAAAUAAAUGUGUAUGUGAUGGGAGUGCCUGCGCGCGGUGCCCUCGCGGCGAUGGUCGCCAUAGCUGCAUUCACCGUCUACCUGAACAGCCUCAGCUGCGGUUUCGUAUUCGACGACAUUUCGGCGAUAAAGGACAACCGCGACCUGCGGCCCCAUACACCCCUGAAAAAUGUCUUCUACAACGAUUUCUGGGGCACCCCGAUGCACAAGGAGCAGUCGCACAAGUCUUACAGACCGUUAUGCGUCCUCACAUUUAGAUGGAAUUAUUUGAUACAUCAACUAGAUCCGAUGGGAUAUCACUUGCUCAACGUUUUACUACACGUUGGAGUAUGCCUUCUAUAUUUCAGAAUGUGUUUGAUGUUCUUACCCGAUCCAGCGAGCUUUGUGUCAGCGCUUUUAUUUGCCGUACAUCCGAUACAUACGGAAGCUGUUACCGGAGUCGUUGGCAGAGCGGAAACCCUGUCGUCGCUAUUUUAUUUAGCCGCUUUUAUAACUUAUACAAAAAGUUGCAAAAGCAAGAGAUCGACUGGGUGGAGGUCGCUGAUACUGUCAAUGUUAUUUGUGCUUACUGCAAUGCUAUGCAAGGAACAAGGCAUUACAGCAACAGCAGUUUGUGUCCUAUAUGAGAUUUUUGUUGUUCAAAAGGUCAGAGCGUUGGAUAUUAUUCUAGCAAUAAAGUCUGCGCUCGGGGGUAAGAAAAUAUCUCCAUCAUGGUCGGGAGAGGGUACAAAAAGAUUGACUGCCCUGACUCUGGUUACUUUUUGUCUCCUGAUUCUAAGACUGCAGAUAAUGGGCUCUAAACUGCCGGUUUUCACGAGAUUCGACAAUCCAGCCUCAGUAGCGCCUUCACCUGCCAGACAAUUCACCUACAAUUAUCUGGCUUCUGUAAACCUGCGUCUGCUGUUUCUACCCAUUGACCUAUGCUGUGAUUGGACAAUGGGAACAAUACCUCUGAUAGAAACUCUGACGGAUCCGAGAAAUUUGGCGACAAUAGCCAGCCACGCAACUUUGGCAGGACUUCUAGCGACGGCCAUUCUGACUCGCAGCAGACAAACAUCCGUCGUACUGAUAAUGAGUUUGGCGAUGAUGAUCCUCCCGUUUUUGCCAGCAUCGAACUUGUUCUUUCCCGUCGGAUUCGUAAUCGCUGAGAGAGUCUUGUACGCACCAUCAAUGGGCUUCUGUAUGCUCAUUGGUUACGGAUGGAGUAUAAUAUCGGACAAGAGAUACAAAAAGAUUUCUCUGUUCCUACUCAUCACGUUGCUCGUUGCACAUUCGACCAAAACGUACAUACGGAAUUACGACUGGAUAGACGAGUAUUCGAUAUUCAUGUCGGGACUGAAGGUGAACAACCGAAAUGCCAAGUUGUUUAAUAAUGUUGGACAUGCUCUGGAAAGCCAAGGUAGAUUCAAGGAAGCGUUGAACUUUUUCAACAUGGCCGUGAAGGUCCAAGGCGAUGAUAUCGGCGCCCAUAUCAACGUUGGAAGAACCUACAAUCACCUGAAAAUGUUCAAGGAAGCCGAAGACGCGUACUUGAAGGCAAAGUCUUUACUGCCAAAAGCGAAACCAGGUGAAUCGUAUCAAGCUCGCAUAGCCCCGAAUCACCUGAACGUGUUCGUAAAUCUGGCAAAUCUGAUAGCCAAAAAUGCAACGAGACUCGAAGAAGCAGAUCUGCUUUACAGACAGGCGAUCAGUAUGCGCGCCGAUUACACCCAGGCUUACAUAAACCGAGGAGACGUUUUGAUAAAGUUGAACCGUACCAAGGAAGCGCAGGAGGUUUACGAGAGAGCCCUAUUUUACGACAGUAACAACCCCGACAUUUACUACAACCUCGGAGUUGUAUUCUUGGAACAAGGAAAAGCCUCCCAAGCUCUGGCCUACUUAGAUAAGGCACUGGAAUUCGACCCGGAACACGAGCAAGCCUUGUUGAACUCAGCUAUACUUCUACAAGAGUUAGGACGUGCCGAGUUGCGGAAAGUUGCACGGGAACGGCUGCUGAAACUAUUGAGAAAGGACUCGAACAACGAGCGCGUGCAUUUCAACCUGGGGAUGCUGGCGAUGGACGAUCGAGACAGCGCCGACGCCGAACGAUGGUUCCGCAACGCGGUUGCCCUGAAGGAAGACUUUCGCUCAGCUCUUUUCAACCUCGCGCUAUUGCUGGCCGACGAACAGCGUCCCCUGGAAGCAGCACCGUUCCUUAAUCAGCUGGUCAGAUUUCACCCCGACCAUGUAAAGGGGCUGAUUCUCCUCGGUGACAUCUACAUAAAUAACAUCAAGGACCUGGACGCCGCUGAGAACUGUUACCGGCGGAUCCUUCAACUUGAUCCGGCGAAUAUCCAGGGCUUGCACAACCUUUGCGUGGUCAUGGUCGAACGUGGAAAACUCGGUCUUGCUGCCCAGUGUCUGGAACGCGCUGCGGCUCUGGCUCCUCAGCAGGACUACGUUCAUCGACAUUUGGCGAUAGUCAGAGCCCGGAUAAAUCGGACCCCGCCGGAGCAGAGAGAUACGGAAAUAUUCGACGACUCGUUUUGGAACAGCAACAAACGGGAAGGCAGCUACAACAGCGACCCGAUGGCUGGUGAAUUCCUCGCUAAUCCUGAGACGGUGUUCCUGAACCACGCAUCCGCGGUUCACAGCCACAUAAACAGCGAGCCGAGCAUCGGAGACACCCUGAACAACCACAUGAUGCACCUUAAAGGACCGCCUAAGUCCCCCAGGAUGGCCAAGAGCGUCGCUCAGGAUACGAAAGUCAACGGUCAAGACGACACACAGCCGGCUUCGGAGGUGACCAACGUCGUCGAGUCCGGGACGGACGGGAUCUUCGACGAACUCCUCGGCGCGGAUGUCAGGGAAAUUGAAAUAAGUAAAAAACUAGGCUCGAAAUUGAUGACCGGAGAUGGAAGCACCGGCGAGCCAGUCGUCAAGGCGGACCAAUAUAAUCAAAGCACGACACUUCCGGUUAAAAAACAUGCCGGCAAAAUUCAACAGACAAAGGACAGCUCGGUCGCAUAGUAAUCAAGGAGGAGGAAGAGGAUAACGAUCCGGCGAAUAUUUGUAAAACUAUUAUUGUACCGAGGGUAAUGAUAUACGAGAGCGGUGGGUUUAGUGCUGAAGCAUAUAGUGCUAAGAGUGUGAAUAUAAAUUAAAAGA
Molecule: messenger RNA, 3598 nt
Organism: Diprion similis
Lineage: Eukaryota; Metazoa; Arthropoda; Insecta; Hymenoptera; Diprionidae
Product: protein O-mannosyl-transferase Tmtc3-like
Exons: 13
Coding region: 470-3460 (996 amino acids)
Biological process (GO): protein O-linked glycosylation via mannose
Cellular component (GO): endoplasmic reticulum
Molecular function (GO): mannosyltransferase activity; protein binding
Source: RefSeq, a predicted model, not a curated record